GCAACACCACCGCCGCGAUGGAACGUGCGAAUUGUUUUGGUUUUUCGUUUGCACGUUUUUGAAUACUUGAUUUGGAAUUAUCGACAACUUCUAGAAAAAUAAGUUAUUAUAAUGAAAACUGAAAAGAAUGAUAGUAAAAGUGAUAAGCUGCGACAGCGGCUAACAAGUAUGUUUAAGAAAGGAAAUGUGAAAGUAGGUACACAAGUCAAUGGUAAAGCCCAUAAGGAAGAGUUAAAGAAGGAGCCGUUGCCAACAAAAGUGGGAAUGCCGAAGAGUAAAGUCAGUGCUCAAGCUAAUGGCAAUGCUUCUAAGUCGGAUUUAAAUAAAGAACCGCUGCCGACAAAAGUGGGAAAGCUGAGAAAUAAAGUCAGUGCUCAAGUUAAUGGUAAAGCGUAUAAGGAAGCGUUAAAGAAGGAAAAAUUACCGACAAAAUUGGGAAACACGAAAAGUAAAACUAAUAGUAAUGCUUCAAAGGUGGAGUUAAAGAAGAACGGGCAGCCGACAGAAGUGGGAAAAGCUCAAAGAAAAACCAGUACACAAGUCAAUGGCAAUGCUCGAAAGGAGCAGUCAAAAAAGGAGCCGCUGCCAACAAAUGUGGGUCAAGCGAAAAGUAAUAUAAAGGCACCUUUACAAGACUUGCCAAAAAAUAAUAACAGAAAGAGGAAGCUACAGCAAAAUACUGCUCCCAAGCAGGAAAAGAAAUCGGCCACAGUUCCAAAAAAGCAGAACAAAAAUGCAAAAACCGUUGGUGGAGGUAAUCACCAAGAAGGCAAAGUUGAUUCAAAAACUAAUUCAACUACUAACGGCAAAGGUAAAAAAUCUAAUAACAAGAACAAGAAAGCUAAAGUGGUGAAGGAAGAGCAAAAAAUAAAUUUGCCAUUGGUACAACACAAUGGUAGCAAUAAUGCAGAAAUGUCGGGUAGCGAAGACAGCGAAGAUUAUUUUGAUUCUGAAGAAGAUUAUGACUCUGAUGACGCUUAUAGUUUUGAUGAUGAUUAUUUUCAUUAUGAUCAAUAUGACAAUGAUGAUUAUUCUGAUUCAGAUUCGAAUGAUGAGGAAUAUUUUAAAGACUAUGAAUAUGGCUAUGAAGAUUCUGAUUGUGAUUCUGAUUCCGAUUCUAAAUAUACUGAAAAUACCGAAAGUGAAAAUGAGUACCAUUACGACUCCGAUCCAUUUUCCGGAGCUGAUCCAGAUUAUGAACUUCCACGAAAUGUUGCAGAAGAUUUAGUCAUACACAGAGGCACUGCACAGAAGCAUGAUUUGAGCGAAGAACAUAAUGUUGAAUUCGAUAGUGAUAACGAUGAACCACAAGUAGUCGAAUUGGUUGUAGAAAGUAAAAUUAGUGAAAUAAAACAACCGGAUGCAUAUGCAAAAACUGAAUUACAUAGAUUAAAUGUGGAGUUUAUUAAACCAAAUAAAACACCCGUCGUAACAAAUGAAUUGAAAGAAAAAGUUGAAAAUGAGAAUGACUGCCCACAACUAGUACCAAUAGUUGAUGAAGAUGGAUUUCAACUUUACAACCCAGACAGUGAUUCUAGUGAUUACAGUUCGUAUGAGGAAGAGGAAGUGAGUGAUGAAAGCUCUAUACCUGAGGAGGAUAUAAACUUGAAAUACACUUGCAGUGGAAAUGUUUGCGAUAGCGAUUGUGAUAGUGACGAUAGUUUACCAGCAAAGAAACGAAAACCAAUUUUCAAUUUAGGCAUUGUUAAUGUAGAAAACUGCAUUCCACAAGAAAAUAGUGAAAGUGUGAUUAGAAAUGAUGAAGCAGAAAUUGAUAAACCGAUUUUAAAUAUGCUCCAUACCGCAAAUACAAAAUGUGAUAAAAAUACAAUAAUAACAGUUAACAUAUGUGAGCGAACAACGACUUCAGAGCCACUGGAAGAAACAGUUGAAAAGAAGUCUGAUAAUAAAGCUACACAAGCAUCUGCUGAGUAUGAAAAACAAAAUGUCAAUGCAAAUUCGCUUAAUCAGCCUAUAAAUCAGGAAACUGAAUUAGUUGCAGUGAAUGAAACUGUAAACGAUGAUGUUGUUAUGGUCACUCCAAGUCUAAACGAAGAAAUUGUGGUAGCUGCUGAGAAGGAGAUUGAAGAUCUCAAUGAGGAAAUGGACGUAAGCGCUGAUUUUGAUGACGAGAUAGCUAAAAGCUUUAAUAUAAAUGAAAUCAUAAACCAUAAUCAGGAAACAGCUACUUUUCGUUCAAUUUUUACUAACGCUGUCAAUUCAAAUCUUGUACUUGUGUUGGUAAAAGAACCAUUCUAUUUAUAUGGAACAGUUACUGCAACACUUUUAGCUGGCAAAGUUGAAAUAUACGGUUAUACACCACGUCUCAAUGAAGAGUUGGAAAUAUUUUCACCGCGUGGCUGCUGUAGCGUUGAUAUAACCAGCAUUCCAUCAAAUGCAUCAGAUAACGAUAAAGCAUACGAAAAUUCAAUGGAUUCUCUACAAUCCGCAUUUAGUUCAGUUGAUUUGGAGCGCAUAGAGAAGGCUUUUGAAAGUGGUCGCGAUGCAUUGUUGCUAUUGCAACGUAAUAAUCGUCGAAAGAAAUUGAAAAAUAUUUUCAAAAAAUAUAUGAAUGAAAAUGUGUUCCCCAACAUGAAUUCCAUACAAACAGAUCGACCGCUUUAUGCCAGUGAAUAUCUACUCGAUUGCGUCUUGAAUAUAGAUACUGAAAGAUCUUUGCGUAUACCAAAAGAAUGGCGUGACUUAUACUUUACCAACAAUUCGAAAGUUUUGCUGGCCGGUGGCAAGUCGGUGGGCAAGUCGACGCUGCUCCGUUAUCUAUUAAAUCGUCACUUAGAGCACAGUGAACGUGUGCUUGUCAUUGAUCUCGAUAUUGGACAAGCGGAACUUUUCACACCACAAACUGUUUCCUGCACUGUUUUGACACAGCCUUUGCUGGGACCUGGCUUCUUUCUCAAUCACCAACCUACACGUGCGUAUGCUGUAGGACAUUGCAACAUUAUACUUUGUGCUCAAGCGUAUAUGCGCGCCGUUAAAAAGUUAAUUGAUUACUGUAAUUCAAACAAGGAAUUUGCGGAGAUGCCUUGGCUGAUUAACACAAUGGGUUAUAAUAAAGGAUUUGGCUUGGAAGUGAUGCACGUUAUUACACAGUUGAUAAGACCAACCGAUGUAGUGCAAUUGCAAAGUAACAGAGAAAUUAAUAAUUUUGAUAUUUUGUUGCAUUCACAUGCGUUAGCGCGGUUAGAGCGUACGAUUUACACACAGGAUGAAUUCAAAGCGCAGAAGAGUGAUUCAGCAACGGUGGAGUAUCGACUGCAUAUUUUAUCCUCAGCUAUAUUGCAAGAGAGUCGCUAUCAACGAGAUUGGGAAAUGAGUGCUAAAGAUUUGCGUUACGCAACUUUGCUAUCGCGACUGAGCGAUGUGUUGCAGGGCAGUGCUGAGUGGCUGACCGAUUGUAUGCCAUUUGGCGUAUUUAUUGACAAGUUACAGCUAGUGAAUUUGGUUUCCAAUAAAUCGUCACGCGAAGAGCUGAUCCACGCUUUCGAAGCAAAUUUAGUGUACUUGUGUCGGAAGGAAGUGGAAAAUGAAAAUAAUGAACCAAUUGAAUGUUUCGGCAUUGGUAUUGUGCGCGCCAUUGACCACAAAAAAUUAUACCUACUGCCGGCGAUGUCUUACGACAAAUUGAGCGUAGUGAAUUGCUUAGCUUUGGGUGAAAUGCCGCUACCGGCAUCAUUGUUCACAAAUCAAGGACCCAGAGUGUGUCAUAUGGCGGCUUAUCUUUACAAUACAGUUGAUGCGAAAACUUCCAAAUCGAUUAAGCAAAUUUAUCAUCGCCCAACACAAUUUCUGACAGGGAAACAUAAAAACGUGCUUGGCGAAUAG
This is a messenger RNA of Zeugodacus cucurbitae (melon fly), 3843 nucleotides long. RefSeq names its product polynucleotide 5'-hydroxyl-kinase NOL9. The coding region runs from base 112 to 3843 and encodes 1243 amino acids. The record is from RefSeq and is a predicted model, not a curated record. NCBI's taxonomy places the organism in Eukaryota, Metazoa, Arthropoda, Insecta, Diptera, Tephritidae. Gene Ontology annotation, biological process: cleavage in ITS2 between 5.8S rRNA and LSU-rRNA of tricistronic rRNA transcript (SSU-rRNA, 5.8S rRNA, LSU-rRNA). The transcript has 4 exons. Gene Ontology annotation, molecular function: polynucleotide 5'-hydroxyl-kinase activity. Gene Ontology annotation, cellular component: nucleus.